Molecule: messenger RNA, 480 nt
Organism: Ilex paraguariensis (yerba mate)
Lineage: Eukaryota; Viridiplantae; Streptophyta; Magnoliopsida; Aquifoliales; Aquifoliaceae
Source: the annotation of a GenBank genome assembly
AUGGCCACAACAGUUUCUCUCUGUUUGUCCUUAGACCCACAGCCUCACUAUUACCACCAUAACCACCUCUACCAGACCACCCACUUCAAAAACCAAGCACGAUUCCUUUCCCCAAAACACACUCACCCACUUGUUAUCUUCCCCAAAUCUGACCGUUAUUACCUCAUCUCCUCAUUCUCUACAUCCCACUCUUCUUCCUCGUCUUCAACUUCACCAUCAUUUCUCCAAAACCCCCUUCUUCCAGGGCGUUUUCUCACCAAUGAAGAGCUUGAAAAGCUUCAAUCCCUUGAGGAUUUCAGAUAUUACAAAGAAUUGGAAUCUGGGUCUAUGUGGGUUCGAGUGAUGAGGCAGGAAGAGAUGGACAUGAAUUACUUGAUUGAGAGGAGAACUCUGCUGCCCCACACUACGAUACUUAUUGGAUUCUAUAGAGCAGGUGAAGAAGAGGAUUUACAGUUGGCAGGGACAAGAAGAAAGACAUGA